AAACUCCUCCCCAUGAAAGGGGCCCGAUCCGCUCUCUCUCACCGAAAGAUGCUCAGUGUCCUGCAGAAGAGAGGAAACUCACUUGGUUAUGGCCGCCAGCUGCUUAUCAACCUCAGGCCACCAUCCAUGGUAUUGAAAAAGCCCAGCUCAGAGCAGCAUCACUUGGGUGACUUCUCCCAUGAUCUCCCUCCUCACGUCCACCUCCAUCAGGAGGCCUAUAACGGUCUAGGAAAGGAUGCACAAGCUGGUGGAGCGAUUGGAAGUGGCUCCUGAAAGGAGCAAGACAUGGCAUUGGACAACCCGCUGAACCAGCUUCCAACUUUGGCCGGUCAGCUUGCCAGGAUCCCGCCGGAAGCCCAAGGUGCUCCGGUAUCUCCUGGAGCAGAAUCUCUACCUGAUGAAAAACUCACGUUCCUCGUCCAACAGCCUGUGACAGCACCUGCGGCCAUCUCUGUCAGCGCGGCUCAAGCUUCUUCUCCCAUCACCCCCGAGCCCGACCAUCUGCACACAGCGGCUGUAGCCCAGGAAUUGGACCCUGCAGGGAGAGAACCAGCACUCCGAGUGGUACCAACAGUCAGCCAGGGACACCCACCACAGUACAGAACCCCCAGAUGCCCCACCACUGCCCCCACUGUCACAUAUAUUUCCCUGACAACAUCCUUUAAAGAAUCCAAGAUGGCGGCGCACUCCUUCACACAAUUCCUGGAAUGA
Molecule: messenger RNA, 711 nt
Organism: Carassius carassius (crucian carp)
Lineage: Eukaryota; Metazoa; Chordata; Actinopteri; Cypriniformes; Cyprinidae
Product: zinc finger protein Pegasus-like
Exons: 2
Coding region: 286-711 (141 amino acids)
Source: RefSeq, a predicted model, not a curated record